UGUGAGAGUAUUAAGUGUGGAUAAACAGGGUUGACAACUCCUGUCUGUAGCUCUCUGAAGUCUAGCUCUUAGGUUUUUGUUGACAUGCUUUGGGAGAGCUUGCAUCUGUCGCUAAUUUGGUGUGAGUGACUGUGAUAGUGCUUUUGUGCUGAUAAUCUGAAGUUUCAGUGUUAUAUAUGUUGUCAUGUGAUCGUAUCAUGUUAUCAUUACAGAAUUCUGUUACACAAAUUAAUGAUUUAACACAAAUUGUAAUGGUAACGUAAGGAGUUUGUUAAGUUUUGUUUUAGGUGUCUGAGGAGUUUGUCUGAUGCAAUAACAGUAGAACACAGUUCAUUUAGAUGAACAACAAGAUUAUAUUGUAUUUCAUUUUUCAAUUUAUUAUCAUAUAUAUCUCUAUCAAUAAUGGGAAAUAUCUUUGUAAAUACCCUCUUUAAAGCCAAGAGCCUUACGUUUAAUAGGGAGGGCAAAAGAAGCAACAUGUAGUGCAAGCUUUGUGUUGUUUGAUUAUGGCUACUAUAUUCAUUGACUACACUUGGUCCUCAUGUGUGCUCUGAGUCUCAGGCUGUCUAGUUUGCGCUACCCUGCAAAGUGAGACCUCUUGAUAACCUUUUCUUUUCACAAAGUUGCAUUCAUAGAUGAGUUUAUGUAAUUAUUAGGAGCGGCGAGUACUGCAACUGUAACCACUGAACAAGGAUACGAUUCAGCAACGUCAACUAAGCUAAUCUUUUAUGGCAACCUGGUUUGGUUUUAACUGAUAACCCAGUUUGUGUGUGCUAUGCCUCAUGCAUGGGUCUAUGUGUUCUCUCAGUCUUAGCCCACUCCCUGGCUCCAUCCAAGCUCAGGUGACCCCGGUACGAUAAGAUAAAUCUUUGCUCUCUCUUGUUUGCUUCACCUCUGACUUCUUGACGCUGUACCUGGGGAGAUAUAUGGCCUAUAUAAAGAUGUGGAAGCCGAUAGUUGACUGAAUAGCAGACGAAUACCUAGGACUGUUCUCAGCCUACUAUAGUUAUGGCAUCUGGGUUUUUACAGACCUCACUGGGUGAAGUGUGGAUGUCGCAGAUACUAAAUGGGGGUGGUGAGGGAUCACUGGACCGGCUUCUCCCCUCGGUAAGCACAGGUCUUUCACCCAGGAAAAGGACCACCAGCCAGUGUAAGUCUGAGCCCCCUCUCCUACGCACCUCCAAACGAACCAUCUACACUGCUGGCCGCCCACCCUGGUACAACGAACAUGGAACACAGUCUAAAGAGGCCUUCGUCAUUGGUCUGUGUGGUGGCAGCGCUUCAGGAAAGACGACCGUAGCCAGGAAAAUAAUUGAAGCUCUAGAUGUUCCAUGGGUUGUUCUACUCUCAAUGGACUCUUUUUACAAGGUCCUGUCCGCAGAGGAGCAGACACUGGCUGCCAGUAACGACUAUAACUUUGAUCACCCUGAUGCCUUUGACUUUGAUCUGCUGACACACACCCUGCGAAAACUCAAACAGGGCAAGAGUGUGAAAAUCCCUGUGUAUGACUUUACAACUCAUGGGAGACAGAAGGAGUGGAAAACUGUAUAUGGAGCCAGUGUUAUCAUCUUUGAGGGAAUCAUGGCGUUCACAGAUAAAAAGCUUUUGCAGUUGCUGGACAUGAAGAUUUUUGUGGACACCGACUCUGACAUCCGGCUGGUUCGUCGGUUGAGGAGGGAUAUUACAGACAGGGGAAGAGACAUUGAGGGUGUCAUCAAACAGUACAACAAGUUUGUCAAGCCGGCGUUUGAGCAGUACAUUGAACCCACUAUGCGCCUGGCUGAUAUUGUGGUGCCCCGUGGUGGUGGUAACAUGGUAGCCAUUGACUUGAUCGUGCAGCAUGUCCACAGUCAACUGGAGGAGAGGAAACUUCGCUGGGAUAUGGCAGCCCUGGCUUCUGCACACCAGGCCCAACCCCUCCCCCAGACCCUCAGCGUUCUGGAGAGCACACCCCAGGUCAGGGGCAUGCACACCAUCAUCAGAAACAAGGAAACCAGCCGAGACGAGUUCAUCUUCUACUCGAAGAGGUUGAUGCGUCUGUUGAUUGAGCGAGCACUCUCCUUCCUCCCCUCACAGGUCCACAUAGUCCAGACCCCACAGGGAGAGGAUUACGAAGGCAAGACUUUCCACGGGAAGAGGAUCACAGGCGUGUCCAUCCUGCGAGCCGGGGAGACCAUGGAGCCGGCUCUGAGGGCCGUCUGCAAAGAUGUCCGCAUCGGCAAGAUCCUCAUCCAGACCAACCAGGACACAGGAGAACCAGAGCUUCAUUAUCUGCGUUUACCAAAAGACAUCAGUGAAGAUCAUGUGAUUCUGAUGGACUGUACGGUGUCCACUGGAGCUGCCGCCAUGAUGGCUGUCCGGGUCCUACUGGACCAUGAUGUUCAGGAGGACAAGAUACUGCUGGUGUCUUUGCUAAUGGCAGAAAUGGGUGUCCACUCAGUGGCCUACGCAUUCCCACAGGUCAAAAUCAUCACCACAGCUGUUGACAAGAAGGUCAACGAUCUCUUCCACAUCAUACCUGGCAUAGGAAACUUCGGGGAUCGAUACUUUGGCACGGAUGCACCCCCUGACUGGAGCGACGAAGAAAUGGAUGAACCCAGUUACUGAAGAAAUUAUCGGCAGUGCACAAACUUGUUGGGUGAUUCAGCCCCACGGAGGACAAUUUGAGGACAUAUUCUUUGCCUCUUUUGGGGGCGUAACGUGCAACCUUCAAGAGCCAAACGAGGUGCCCUGAAAAAUAAACUGAAAACAGGAAAAAAAAAAAAACAUUGCUAUGUACAGCCAUCUUAUUGAAAUUUUAAAUUAUAUUAUUUAAUCUUAUGUAAAUGCUAUUGUGGAAAGUUGUGUUAUAAAGUCUGAAAUAUUUUUAUAUGUACACAUGUUUUAUUUUAGUGUUUAAAUUGUGACAAUCUCUGUAUGGAAAUUUGCAGGAAUAUUGUAUUGAAAAGAUAUAUCUAGCCUUAAGCCAUGAACUGUGGACGACACAACUGAAUGUGAAUUGGCACGUGUGGUAAAAGAAAAAAUGUCUAAAGCUUUUAAUGUUAUUUUUUACCACAUACCUUCUUCACAACUUUUACAAAAGUUAAAUCAGAACAUGAACUUGUGUUGCUCAACUUCUAUUGCCAUGAGCACUUUCUGAAGGACCAUUCAAUCGGAAAAUGUGUAGGUGUAUCUGUCUUUUUUUUUUUUUUUUUUUAGCACUCUGGUUUACCCUUUUUCUUCACUGUGGAUGCUGACCUAACCAGUUGAAAUGGGGGUUGAAAACCGUUUUUCAUUAUACAGCUAAAAGUAUGCACUUGUGGUGUAUAUUUAUGCAGAACGUCCUUCAUUUACAAAUUUGGAUAUGGAUAGACCUGACCAGUCGGCAGGCAAGUCGUACAUCUUUUUUGCCGCUAUGAAAAUGGGUCAACUGCAUUUAACAAACACGGAUGUUUAUUUCAGUCGCACACAUCCUGAUUUAUGCCUCUGUUUUUCAUGCAGUAGAUGAGAUUGUUUUAAAAAAACAAAGGGCUGUUGAUUUGAGGAUGCAUAUGAACUCAAAACUUACAAAAAAAGGACGCACAAAAAAGUGUGGUGUUCUCCUGUUAGUGCCUGAGCGUUUUACUUGGUAUCAGUAUUGAAAUGAUUGGUGCCUAAUUAAUAUUGCCUUGUUCUUUGUACAAAUAUGUUUCCGUUUGCCAGAUGUUGGGUCGCACUCCACAAUAUUAAUCAAUAUGGUUAUUUGGAUGCAAUGAGACAUCAGAAGGAGAGUAGUGUGGCAUAUAAAGUACAUUUUCAGUUACAUAUAUAUGAUGUCUCUCCGCAGGUUAAUUAUCAAACUGAUUUUAAUGGAUAAUUUGUUAAAAGUUAUUUAUUUUGACAUUUCUAUAACAUUAAGGAAAAAAUAACAUGAAAUGCGACAUGUUGAAAAUGUAACUGCAACUUGUAGCCACAUUAGCUACAAGUACUGUCAGUACUGUUUGCUCACCAUUACUGUUCCAUUCAGUCACCUGCUACUGUACAGUAUUUGCGUACUGCUGAAUACAACUGUACUGUCAUCCUGUACUAAAAAUCCAUCAAUUGUUUUUCAGCCUCAGUGUUUGACUGCGUGCUGUUUUGUGUUUACCUCUGCUGCAUGUUUUUUUAUAUAUAUAUUUAAUAAAAGUGCAAUAGAGCCUUUAAA
This is a messenger RNA of Dicentrarchus labrax (European seabass), 4162 nucleotides long. RefSeq names its product uridine-cytidine kinase 1-like 1b (gene uckl1b). The transcript has 15 exons. Gene Ontology annotation, molecular function: ATP binding; kinase activity. The coding region runs from base 1009 to 2607 and encodes 532 amino acids. Gene Ontology annotation, cellular component: cytoplasm. NCBI's taxonomy places the organism in Eukaryota, Metazoa, Chordata, Actinopteri, Moronidae. The record is from RefSeq and is a predicted model, not a curated record.